UGUACUGUAUCAGUCGGCCGUCGCACGGUUUGAAGUGAUCUUGUAGUUCAUCGAAUCUCAACACAGACCACGUUCACAAUGAAAUCGAUGGUGGUGUUGUUCACUCUGGCUUCCGUGGCUUGCGGCUCCUACUUGCCACUGGCGCAGCCUCCGCACCACGCCGCGUUGGUGCUGGACCCCCACGGCCAUCCUCUGGACACCGCUGAGGUCAUCAACGCUCGUGCUAUCCACCUGCAAGCUAAGGCUCUGGAAGGAUACUAUGCUCCCCUGACUCACUCCGUGGUAGCUCCUCUGGCUCACUCUGUGAUCGCCCCGGUAGCACGUUCCGUGGUUGCCCCUGCAGUGGUCGCCGCGCCCGCUGCGGUGUCUCACCAAUCUCGCGUCGACAUUCAAUCCAGCCCCGCUGUGGUUUCCCACGCCGUUGCCAGUCCCGUCCUUGCCCACUCUGCCUACUCUCCCCUCUUGGCUCAAGGUCUUGCUGGACACGGACACCUGCUGAAGAAGCGUUCUCUGGAUUACAUCGCCUACGCUGCUCCAGUCAUCGCGUCCUCUGCCGUCUCCCAUCAAUCUCGCGUGGAUAUCAUUGAGAAACCUUCCAUAGUGUCUCACUCCGUCAUCGCCCCAGUGGUUUCCACUGUUGCCAGCCCCAACUAUGCAUUGGGUCAUUCAGCGGUUGCCGCUCCCCUGUCCGCACACUCGCUGCUUAGCGCUUCAGUCUGGGGCUCCAGCCUGAACGGUCAUCUCUUAAAAAAGCGAUCCCUGGCUCAUAUCGCAUACGCAGCGCCUCUCAUCGUACCUUCAGCCAUCUCACACCAGUCUCGCGUGGAUGUCAUUCAGAAGCCCGCUGUGGUGUCCCACUCCGUGGUGGCUCCAGUGCUCACUCACGCUGCUCCCCUGGCCGUGGCUCAGGUGGCCCCGGUCAGCUACUCCGCUCCUCUCGCUCCCUCCGCCGUGUGGUCCGCGUCAGCCGCGCAUUUAUCCCAAGCUGGUCUCCUUCAUGCCUCCCACUGGUGAAGCGAAAACUCGAUUCGAUAAACGAUGUAGUUUUCGUUUUAAUAGGUAAUAUUAAAAUGAAUAGACAAAUUAUUAAAUUAAGUAACAAAUUUAA
Molecule: messenger RNA, 1108 nt
Organism: Plodia interpunctella (Indianmeal moth)
Lineage: Eukaryota; Metazoa; Arthropoda; Insecta; Lepidoptera; Pyralidae
Exons: 1
Coding region: 79-1014 (311 amino acids)
Source: RefSeq, a predicted model, not a curated record